This is a messenger RNA of Necator americanus (New World hookworm), 1044 nucleotides long. RefSeq lists its product as uncharacterized. The transcript has 11 exons. Lineage: Eukaryota; Metazoa; Nematoda; Chromadorea; Rhabditida; Ancylostomatidae. The record is from RefSeq and is a predicted model, not a curated record. The coding region runs from base 1 to 1044 and encodes 347 amino acids. Gene Ontology annotation, molecular function: cysteine-type endopeptidase activity. Gene Ontology annotation, cellular component: lysosome.
AUGUUAACUCUCGCUGCACUUCUGAUUUCUGUUUCGCUGGUUGAGCCGACAGGCAUAGGUGAGUUUCUUGCUCCACCAGCACCUGCAUAUGCUAGAAGACUCACAGGACAGGCCCUUGUUGACUACAUCAAUUCGCACCACUCAUUUUACAAGGCCAAAUAUUCACCAGAUGCUCAAGAACGCAUGAAAUCUAGAAUUAUGGAUUUGAGUUUCAUGGUUGAUGCGGAAGUCAUGAUGGAAGAAAUGGACCAGCAGGAGGAUAUAGAUCUCGCUGUUUCUUUACCUGAAAGUUUCGACGCUCGUGAAAAAUGGCCAGAAUGUCCUUCAAUAGGAUUAAUCCGUGAUCAGUCCGCCUGUGGAGGAUGUUGGGCAGUAUCCUCAGCAGAGGUGAUGAGCGACAGGAUCUGCAUACAAUCAAAUGGAACAAAGCAGGUGUAUGUUUCCGAAACGGAUAUCUUAUCAUGCUGUGGACAACGUUGCGGUAGCGGGUGUACCUCAGGUGUGCCACGUCAAGCUUUCAACUAUGCAAUUCGGAAAGGUGUUUGCAGCGGAGGACCAUAUGGAACGAAGGGUGUUUGCAAACCCUAUCCUUUCUUUCCAUGCGGCCAUCAUGCUCAUCUACCAUAUUAUGGACCAUGUCCAGAUGGUAUGUGGCCUACGCCAACAUGCGAAAAGGCAUGUCAAUCCGACUAUACUGUUCCGUACAACAAUGACAGGAUCUUCGGCAGCAAAACCAUCGUCUUGACGGGAGAGGAAAAAAUUAAGCGAGAGAUUUUCAAUAACGGACCAUUGGUAGCCACGUAUACAGUUUACGAAGAUUUCGCUUAUUACAAGAAUGGAAUUUACAUGACUGGUCUCGGUAGGGCGACAGGCGCACAUGCAGUCAAAAUUAUUGGCUGGGGUGAAGAAAAUGGAGUCAAGUAUUGGUUGAUUGCAAACUCGUGGAACACUGAUUGGGGAGAGAAUGGCUUCUUCCGCAUGCUCCGUGGAACAAACCUUUGCGAUAUUGAACUAAGCGCGACUGGAGGAACGUUCAAGGUGUGA